AUGGCUUUAAUCUCGAUAUUCGUUCCAUUGGCAGCAGUAACACUGCUGAUCACGGCAAACAGCGUUGGUGGAGGUUCUUGUGACGUUUACAAACAACUCGAAAAGGAAGCCUCAUGUGGAGAAAAAGGUUAUCUUGUGGAAUAUGGGCUGAGGAAUUGCUUGAAGUUUAACUCGUCAGAGAUUCGUUCUCAGUUCACCGCAGCAGGUCGUAAAUUUCUCGACUGUACCACUGAUUGCUUAAUCGCACACCUUCAGGAUUUGUUCAGGAACAAUACUCCUUCCUGUCCGACAAUCCACGAUUCCGCAUUCGACAGUCACGUCACGUGCUAUCUUAAAUGUGAUUUUUGUAAAGUAUGUAAAACCGAGAAAUUCGCUUUGAUGAGAAGUUACGACACUUCCGAUUUCUUCUCCUUUGACGCUUUAUCGGCAGUGUUUAAGGUUAUGAAAGCUUGUGGACCUCUCGCAUGUUUUUUCUCCUUCUAA
Necator americanus (New World hookworm) is the source of this 483-nucleotide messenger RNA. RefSeq lists its product as uncharacterized. Gene Ontology annotation, biological process: intracellular calcium ion homeostasis. The coding region runs from base 1 to 483 and encodes 160 amino acids. Gene Ontology annotation, molecular function: hormone activity. Lineage: Eukaryota; Metazoa; Nematoda; Chromadorea; Rhabditida; Ancylostomatidae. The record is from RefSeq and is a predicted model, not a curated record. The transcript has 4 exons. Gene Ontology annotation, cellular component: extracellular region.